Polyodon spathula (Mississippi paddlefish) is the source of this 5294-nucleotide messenger RNA. Its product is annotated as EF-hand domain-containing protein D2-like. Lineage: Eukaryota; Metazoa; Chordata; Actinopteri; Acipenseriformes; Polyodontidae. The coding region runs from base 213 to 923 and encodes 236 amino acids. Gene Ontology annotation, molecular function: calcium ion binding. The record is from RefSeq and is a predicted model, not a curated record. The transcript has 4 exons.
AAUGCAGUGAGUAGUGUGUUCCUUUAAAACAGCAGGAUUUUGAACUAGUUUAUUGCACUGUAUGACUCGCUGGACAACCGUACGGGUGCUUUGGGUCUGGAAUCUAUUUUACACUACAAGCGACACUGUGCCUUGGGGUUUUAAAGAUAUAUUUUAUAAAUAUUGUAACGUUUCAUUCUCCACGGGAGAACAAUUCUGUUCUAAAAAAAGCCAUGGCUUCUGACGAGCUAGCAUCCAAACUGACCCGCCGUCUGAAGAUCGAAGAAGGAGCGGAGGAGCCGGUGUCUCUGUCCGGCACGCAGGAUGGGCUAGCCGGGCGAAGCGAGGAGGAGAAGCCGGCGACGGCGAAUGCAGACUCAGAGUUGGGGGCUAAGCUGCUUCGCAGGACGGAUAUCAACGAUGGGGUUGCUGAGCACCACCAACCCAGCAAAAAGGUGUUCAACCCCUACACCGAGUUCAAGGAGUUUUCUAGGAAGCAAAUCAAGGACAUGGAGAAAAUGUUCAAACAGUACGACGCAGGGAAGGACGGCUUCAUUGACCUUAUGGAGUUAAAGCUGAUGAUGGAGAAGCUGGGAGCCCCUCAGACUCACCUGGGCCUGAAGAACAUGAUCAAGGAGGUGGACGAGGACUUUGAUGGGAAGCUCAGCUUCCGGGAGUUCCUGCUGAUUUUCCGGAAGGCGGCGGCGGGAGAGCUUUCGGAGGACAGUGGUCUUCACGUGUUGGCGCGACUCUCUGAGAUAGACGUCUCCACAGAGGGGGUCAAGGGGGCAAAGACUUUCUUUGAGGCCAAAGUGCAUGCCAUCAGCGAGUCGAACCGCUUCGAGGCAGAGAUCCGACAGGAGCAAGAGGAGAAGAAGAAGGAAGCCGAGAACAAGAAGCAGCGCCAGGCAGCCUUCAAAGAUCUUAAGUCUGCCUUCAAGUGACGCCCGCUCGCACUGUCUUUUUUUUUUUUUUUUUUUUUUUUUUUUUUUUUUUUCCUCUUAAAAUAAAUAAAUAAAUGAAAUCAAACAUCAAGGUCCAGGGGGUGGGUUGUGGGCAAGCCAGGGAGUCUGCAGGAUUUCUUUGGGGGGUGGGGUUGAGAAGGGGAGCUGUGAUUGGUGAACUUAAUAGUAUAACAGGUGUGGCUUUGGGAGUGCUAAAUGGGGUUCUUCAUUACACUUUUCUCUUCCUUGUAACUGAAGGAGACUUGGACUAAAGAUUCUGCACCACGAUUUUUAAAAAAGCUUAUCCAGGUUUGGUUUGGCACAGUUAUUGACAGUCCCUGAAAGACCUUAAUAAAACUUUUUUUUUUUUUUUUUUUUACAGCUAGAUUUCCUUGCAAUGUUUUUUAUAAUGGCUUUUAAAUUGGCUCCUUUAUUUCUUACUGGCUUUAGCAACACAGCAGCCCCGUACAGAGGCAUAUUCACUUUUUUAAACCUGCUGUUUCCUGGUACUGAUUGCUUUCUGAGCUGUGGACUUUGACAGGAAAUGUGACCUACAGAACAGGAAGUUAUUAAGUACCAGAAAAGGAAGUAACUUUUAAUGCAAAACCUAGAACCAUGAGAUAAAACAUUGCAGCACAUGAAAAUAGGAAGCAAUUAAAAUGGCCUAGUACGAGAUAAGGAAAUAGAUUUUAAAGCCUUUAUCUUUAUUUAGUUUUUCAGAUAAUUUCCAUUUUGUUCCUAGAAGUCUGGUGUUGAGAAUUAAGGUUGGGGCAAUACAUAAACUGCCUGCAGUAAUGAUUGAGUAUUAUUGUAAAACAUGCAUGGAACUGAGAUACGUUUUUUUUUUUUCUUUUACUUGACUUUGUCGGUAUAGUUUGAGAAGGAAAAACUAUAAGAAACAGAGUCUGGACUCAGUCUAGAUCCUCAGUGUUGAUGAAACUGUCUGUGUUGCCCCAGCUUUUAUUGAAAACUCUUUAGUCUGUGCCCUACCCUUCAGACCCUGUACUGAAUGUACCCCCUGCACCCCCCUUCCCUGGCCUUGCAUACUGUCAUUUCUGUGAUGUCAUUUCCUGUGCCUACAGGUGCGCUUUCUGAAAAGCAAACAAAGCGCCAAAUAUUGCUUCCAGUGGCCUAUUUGGUCACCACGGCGACCACUGCUGCAGAUAACGCCUAAUGCACAUACAUACAGAAACAAAGAGAAAUGCAAAAGAUACUAAUGAAAUGUAAAAUUCUAUUUUUUAAUGUGAAGAUGGGGGACAAAGUAAAUAAAUAUAUAUAUAUAUAUAUAUAUAUAUAUAUUGCAUGUGUUGUGGUGAUUUCUGGGGUGUUUUGCAUGAUUGGUUUCAUGAGAGGUUCUUGGCUUCACAUUCCUCCUUUUAAUACCAGUUUAGAUUAAUGCAGUCCUGCAGGUAGCUACUUUACCUCUUAUUCCAGUAUCCCUUUAAGAAUGUUGUCUUACUCUUAAUCACCUCUGCUUGUAUUCAUAAAGCAUGGUCAUUUUAAUCUACAGUUUAAAGCUGUGGUUAUUUUUAUCCCAUAUUCAUUUUUCAUAUUAAUAAUACAUUCAAAUUUGAAACUCUGCUAAUGAAAACAAAGUACAAGUUGUUAAACUAAGUUGUUAAAGAAUUGCCCUGUCAAUAUGCAAUAACGGUAUACAUACCUGCAUUUGCUUUGCCCACAUCUAGCUAAAAAGGGUGUUUUAGAAGUUAAAUUUGUAUUUGUUUUGCCAGACACGCUUUGCAUGUGUGUAACUAAAUUUAAAAAACUAAAAACAUGCUUUUUGAAUGCUGUACCUAAUCUACAGGUUUAUCCACAUUAAUUUAACACUUAGUCUGUUCUGAUAUUACAGUGUGAAGCAUAAGGUCAAGGCUCAGGCAGGGGUCCUGUUACCUGCACCACAGGAAGCUGAUGUCUGUGGUCUAACUCGAAGUCAGGACUUUAGUUGCAACUUUUUAUGAUUCUGACCGUUUCUGUUCUAGCAACUGGAAUGACAGGCAGGGUGGCUUGAGUGCUGUUCUAAGACUUGGCUGUGUAAUGCAGUGGAUAACCAGUCUGAUUUGUGAUAAAGAGGAGGACCUACUCUUUGUAGCUCCUGAGUGUGCAUGUGACUCCUGUCCACAGCCAGUGAUCAGUGAAUAAAAUGACAUUGCUGCUCUUGUAACUGCUAGGGCAUGUGGGUUAAUGAAAAUAACUCCCCUUCCUAGCCACUUAUUAUAGCCACCAACUGCUGGGUUCUGGGCCUUGCAUUGUGGUAACAAGCACAAUGUCUGUAAAUACAUUUUUAUUUGUUAUGGCUUUUUAAAAUAUAUUUCUAUCCUCCUAUUGGAUUUACAAUCAUUCCGGCUGCUUUUUAUUUUUUCCCUCAAAGAUAUUAAGGCAUUCUCGCCAGCCACCUAAACAAAGCCUGCUAUGUCAUUUUGCAGAGUGGUGUUCUGCCAGUGCUAUUGUAUUGAAGGCGAGUGUUCUGCCCUCUGUUUGCUUAGCAACCAGGGUAAACAACAUGUCAAUAUUUUGGCAACUUGGAAAAUGAGGAAAGAGUGGGAAUGGGUUAGUGCUAAACCAAUUCGGAAAAAUUUAGAAUUUUACUUGACCGUUUAACCAUUGCUAAAAAUAUGCCUCUAAUAUAUGUUUUCCUUAGUGUUUUAUAGUGUCCAUAUGCACAGAAAUGUUAUUGAAGGAUGCAAACAUGUUUAUUAAACAUAGGGCUUCUCGACAUUCAGAAUAUGUUUGGACAUGUAUUCAAAAAGUUUAAGAAGGAAUUCAGCAGAAUCACAUGCUAUAAUAUCUUGCUUUAGAUUAAGGAAGGGAAGGGAUGAGUGUGGAAUAUAGAAUGGAGGUUUGAUAUCGGCUUUCUGUCUCACAAGCAAGCAUAAAAACAAAUCAUGGAAAAACAAUGAUGUGUAAUGUGUUUUUAAAGGCAUGGGCACCAUUGAAAAGCCAUCAAAAUGUAAUUUCUGUGCAUUCUUUUUAUUAAUACUGUACCGCACAGGUAUUGUGCUGGCUUGGGAAUAGAACAACAGCAGCUGGUUAUAGCCUGUUGACCUUGUGUGUGUAAUAAAGCAAAUUCUGUUUUUCAUGACAAAUGAUGUAUGGACUGUAGUGUAGAUAACCCAUCUCUGUUGUGUUUUUAUCUAAGAGCCUUAUCUGUUACUUGGCAACCUCUACAGUUUCUGUCAAGGAAGUCCUCCUAUUCAAUCACAGUCUGCCAUGUUUGACCAUGACCAAUCACACGUGGCAGAGUUUGGAACUGGGCAUGCCACCAACUGGCUUCCAAUGAGGGAAGCAGCAGCUGAAAUUGGUUAAACUGACCUUUGCAUUGAAUAAACCGACCAAAAUGUUAACUGUGAACUGUAUCUCAAUAGAUAUAUUUUGUCAUCUCGUCGACAUAAGGAUACAGUAAAACCAUGGCUAUCUGUUUUUUGACUGUUUGACUUGAAGUGCAUUGCUGUUUUGUUUUCUUUGUAUGGUAUAUGCAAUCAUUCUAACUGGUUCUUGUUUAAAAUAUUCUGUUUUUUUAUAUAUAUUUUGUUUUUGAAUUCAGGAGCUGCACUUCAGUUCUAGUUGUCUUCCAGACACAUUAAGUAUAAGCUAGAUCAGCACCAUCUGUGGCUCUUAUUGUCAGAAAACAAAAAUAAAUGUGACUGGUCUAGGUUACAUGCACCUCGACUUAUUUAAUGAAAAGUAAAAAAACACAUUCAUUCGUUUAUUGCUAGAAGAACCACUGAAUGAUGGCAAAAAUCAUAAGAAGGAGACAGAUUGAAGCUCAGAAGAUGACAUUCUAUGCUACAACUCAAAUAGCCUUACAGAUAUAAAUGUAUUUGUACAAAUACACACUAUUCAAAGUUAGCUUGGAUAAUAGAGGUGGCUUUGUAUUACAGAAUAUGUAUUGCGUAAAGACAUGCUUACUGUAUCUGAAGUGUGAUCAAAUACAUUUGUGGUGUGUGUGUGUGUGUGUGUAUAUAUAUUUUUUUUUUAUUUAGCUGGUAUCUUCUCUCCAUCUUGAUAAAUGCAUGUUGUUGCUGAUGUUUUUUUUCCAUGUCUUUCCAUAGUCUUAAUGGGAAAUCUGCCAAAUAGUGAUAAUCAUUCCUAACCCUAAAGUCGUGCAUAUGGAUAGUUCUGUUAUAUGAAGAGUGUGCAUCUGGCUCUUGUUUAUUAUAUAAAAAUAAAAUAUGUUACUGAUGAGAUUAAAACCUUGAUGUAGAUAACAAAGGAGCAAAAUAUAAAGAGUAUUUACUUGAACGAUAACUUAAGAGUGCAUGAAGGGAACAAUGAGCUCCCAUUGCUCUUGAGCUAUAUCUUCCAUGCUGUAUAUUGUCCCAUGCAUUGUAGGGUUUACAGUAAAAGGAGUGAUUUAUGAUUUUUAUUUGGCUC